Molecule: messenger RNA, 1068 nt
Organism: Panicum virgatum (switchgrass)
Lineage: Eukaryota; Viridiplantae; Streptophyta; Magnoliopsida; Poales; Poaceae
Product: BTB/POZ and MATH domain-containing protein 2-like
Exons: 1
Coding region: 1-1068 (355 amino acids)
Biological process (GO): protein ubiquitination
Molecular function (GO): protein binding
Source: RefSeq, a predicted model, not a curated record
AUGGACAAGCGCCGAUCCGAGACGUGGUCGAGGUUCGUGACGACGAGCGCCCAAGCCACCCACUAUUUCGAGGUGAUCGAUUUCUCACUGCUCGAGGGCUGGGGCGCCGGCUGGUACGUCAGCUCGAGGACCUUCACCGCCGGCGGCCGUGCCUGGAGCAUCAGGCUCUACCCCGACGGGUUGAAGGAGGACAAAGCCGCCCAUGCGUCGGUCCUCCUGUGCUUCGUCGGCGGCGCGAAGGGCGCCAGGACGAGGUACACUCUAGAGUUGCUGGAGAAAGACGGCGGGGUAUCCGAUCUCCAGGCCCAGGGCACAACCACCAUGCUAUCGCAUACAUUUAGGACGCCUGGUGCUACCUGGGGUUUCCCCAAGUUCGUAAAGAAAUCCAAGCUGAAACCGCCGCUGCGCCCCAGCGGCGACGGCUUCACGAUCAGGUGCGUUCUGACCGUCGUUGGGGAAUCUGAACCUGAGGACGUGACCGCCAUCGCCGUUCCGCCAUCAGACAUGCACCGGCACUUCGAGCACAUGUUGAGGAACGGGAGAGGUGCGGACGUGGCGUUCGAGGUCGACGGCCAGUUGUUCCGCGCCCACAGAUGCGUGCUCGCUGCGCGGUCUCCGGUCUUCGCGGCGGAGCUCUUCGGCUCGAUGAAGGAGAAGGACACGGCGGAGCCGAUCAAGGUCGAUGACAUGGAGCCCUGCGUCUUCGAGGAGCUGCUUCACUUCAUCUACACCGACCGGAUCUCCGGCGACAAGCGUGGCACCGGCGACAGGAAUGCUGCGGCGCAGCACCUGCUGGUCGCCGCGGAUCGGUACGCGCUCGACAGGCUCCGGCUGAUGUGCGAGGCCAAGCUGUGCCGUGGCAUCGACGCGCGAACGGUCGCCACCACUCUUGCUCUAGCAGAGCAGCACCGCUGCGCGCUCCUCAAAGACGCUUGCCUCGCGUUUGUUGCCUCACGGGAUGUGCUUGGUGCUGUCAUGGAAACUGAUGGAUUCAAGCAUCUCGCCGUGAGCUGCCCUUUGGUUUUGGUGGAGAUUCUGGACAAGAUCGUCAAAGGCAUGAGUCCGUAG